Molecule: messenger RNA, 3135 nt
Organism: Penicillium canescens
Lineage: Eukaryota; Fungi; Ascomycota; Eurotiomycetes; Eurotiales; Aspergillaceae
Product: cation-translocating P-type ATPase
Exons: 4
Coding region: 1-3135 (1044 amino acids)
Biological process (GO): intracellular calcium ion homeostasis; calcium ion transmembrane transport
Cellular component (GO): plasma membrane
Molecular function (GO): ATP hydrolysis activity; ATP binding; P-type calcium transporter activity
Source: RefSeq, a predicted model, not a curated record
AUGGGUGAAAAAGUUGCCUCUGGCGCCUCCGGGCCUGAAGUCAAUGAAUUGCUCUCUAAGCCAGCCCAUUCGCUUCCUUAUGACCUCGUCGUAGAGGAGCUAGGCAGCAAAAUCGAUGAAGGUCUCAGCAACGAUGAAGCAGCACGUCGCUUGCAGCAAUAUGGCCCCAACAAGUUGGAAGAUGGCGAGGGUAUUUCGAUACUCAAGAUUCUCGUUGCACAGGUCGCCAAUGCAAUGAUGCUAGUCCUCAUCCUGGCAAUGGCCGUCAGUUUCGGUAUUCAGUCAUGGAUUGAAGGCGGAUUUAUCUGCGCCGUGAUCGUUCUCAAUAUUGUCGUUGGUUUCUUCCAGGAAUAUGCUGCGGAGAAAACCAUGGAGUCGCUUCAUUCUUUGAGUUCCCCCACCGGUGUCGUGUCCCGAAAUGGUCAAACUUUUUCGGUGCCUUCUAUGGAUAUUGUCCCUGGUGACAUGGUGGAGCUGAAGACUGGAGAUACCGUUCCUGCAGACCUGAGACUGGUUGAAGCAGUAAACUUUGAAACGGACGAAGCCCUUCUCACCGGUGAAUCCCUCCCAGUCCAAAAGGAGGUUGACUCUAUCUUCAAAGAAGAUACUGGCCCUGGAGAUCGCCUAAACAUCGCAUACAGCUCAAGCACGGUCACUCGUGGCCGCGCUCGCGGAGUCGUCGUCAAAACCGGUAUGGGCACGGAAAUCGGCUCAAUUGCUGCAGCUCUCCGUGAAAGUGAUUCAAAACGUCGCAAGGUCAAACGCGGCCCAGAUGGCGAGACCAAGAAGCGCUGGUAUCUACAAGCAUGGACCCUCACCGGCACCGAUGCUGUUGGAAGAUUCCUAGGCGUGAAUGUCGGAACCUCUUUGCAGCGCAAGCUGUCUAAGCUGGCUAUCAUUCUCUUUGGUGUUGCGGUUCUUUUUGCUAUCGUCGUUAUGAGUGCCAAUCUUUGGAGCUCACAGAGCGAAGUCAUCCUUUAUGCUGUUGGAACUGGACUCAGUAUGAUUCCUGCCUGUCUGGUUGUCGUCUUGACAAUUACCAUGGCUGUUGGAAGCAAGCGUAUGGUCGAGAGGCAUGUUAUUGUUCGCAAACUCGAUUCCCUCGAGGCUCUGGGCUCUGUGACCAACAUUUGCUCCGACAAAACUGGCACUUUGACGCAGGGAAAGAUGGUCGUACGCAAGUCGUGGGUCCCUGCUCUCGGAACCUACUCUGUUGGAUCGUCCAACGAGCCAUUCAAUCCGACAUUAGGUGAUGUGACCUUUAGCUCAGCGGCUCCCGAAAGUUAUGACGCAGAAAAGGAUGGAGGUCCUCAUGAUUGCCAGGAGCUCCUGUGUUCUGAGCUCGAAGAUUUCCUUAAUGUCGCUUCGAUGGCGAACUUGGCACACGUUUAUCUGUCCGAAGAAAACGAAUGGCAUGCCCGCGGCGAACCCACCGAGAUUGCAAUUGAGGUCUUUGCUUCGCGCUUUGACUGGAACCGUGAUCGCUGGACUAAGGGCUCCAAGCCUACUUGGCACCAGAAAGCCGAGUUUCCGUUUGAUUCCACCGUCAAGAAGAUGUCUGUCCUUUAUAGCACUCUCGCAAAUGGCGAAGAGAAAACCAUGGUUUUCAGCAAAGGAGCAGUUGAACGUAUCUUGGACGCUUCUACCACCAUCGUUUGGGAGAAGGGCUUCGCUCCGGUUGCUUUGACGGAUGAUCAUCGUCAGACUAUUCUUCGCAACAUGGAUGAACUAGCUAGCCUGGGUCUCCGUGUUCUUGCCCUCGCUCAGAGACCAUUCGAUCCAGCCACUCGAGUCUUGGAAGACAUGGACUACGAACGUGACGAAGUGGAGAAGAACCUCCAGUUCCUGGGCUUAGUAGGAAUCUAUGACCCGCCUCGACCUGAAACUGCUGGUGCUGUUGCUGCCUGCUAUCGCGCUGGUAUAUCGGUACACAUGGUAACUGGAGAUCACCCGGCAACAGCCAAGGCCAUCGCCCAGCUGGUUGGUAUCAUUCCAGCCAACUUGAACGAAGUCUCUGCCGAAGUCGAGAAAGCCAUGGUUAUCACUGCAAGCGAAUUUGAUAAAAUGACUGAUGAAGAGGUCGAUGCAUUGCCUAUCCUACCUCGGGUCAUCGCGCGCUGUGCUCCCCAGACCAAGGUCCGUAUGAUUGAUGCACUUCAUAGACGAGGUGCCUCGGUUGCCAUGACCGGCGAUGGAGUGAACGAUUCUCCUUCUCUGAAACACUCCGACGUUGGCAUCGCUAUGGGAAAGGCAGGCUCGGAUGUGGCUAAGGAUGUCUCUGAUAUCAUCCUCACCGAUGAUAAUUUCGCUUCGAUCUUGAAUGCUGUCGAAGAAGGUCGACGAAUCUUUGAUAACAUUCAAAAGUUUGUACUUCACUUGUUGUCGGAGAACAUCGCUCAGGCUUGUACCCUUUUGAUCGGACUUGCCUUCAAAGAUUUGGAUGGUCAAUCAGUCUUCCCGUUGUCACCAGUUGAAAUUAUCUGGGUGAUCAUGAUCACUUCCGGUAUGCCUGACAUGGGACUUGGUAUGGAAGUUGCUGCUCCUGAUAUCAUGGAUCGGCCGCCUCACUCGAAGCAAGGUAUCUUCACAUGGGAGGUCGUGAUCGAUAUUCUCGCAUAUGGCCUGUGGACCUCAGCUCUGUGUCUUUCGUCCUUCUCCUUGGUGAUGUGGGGAUUCGGAGACGGCAACCUAGGACGCGGUUGCAAUCGCGAGUAUUCCAAAGAGUGUGAGCUGGUCUUCAAGGCACGCGCAACCACUUUUGUCUGCUUGACAUGGUUUGCCCUGUUCUUGGCCUGGGAAAUGGUGAAUAUGCGCCGGUCUUUCUUCCGCAUGCAGCCCAAAUCGAAGAAGUAUUUCACGCAGUGGGCGCAUGAUGUCUGGCGCAAUCAGUUCCUCUUCUGGUCUAUUCUCGCUGGCUUUAUUACUGUGGUUCCCAUCCUUUACAUCCCCGUUAUCAACGACGUGGUAUUCAAGCACACGGGAAUCACUUGGGAAUGGGCUAUCGUUAUUGUUGAGACGCUCCUGUUUUUCCUCGGCGUCGAAACCUGGAAAUGGGGAAAGCGUGUCUUUUUCCGUCGCAUGGGUCGGCAGCAGCAGAGAGACGCCUUCCAGCAACAGGCUGGCUCGCAAGCCUGA